AUGCAAAAUCGCAUCGAUCGGUUGGAAGGAUUGGUUCUUUCGUUGAUGACAAACGGUUCUCAGUCUGCAGGUCCGGCUGCUGCUAUGGCGGCGAUUUCCGGGGACAGUAGUGUGGGCUCGACUCGGUUCUCCCAUGACAUCGAUAUCGAAGAGGAGGGCAUGGAGGGCGCCGAAGAGAGCGACACGGACCAGGUGACGAAGUCGUUUGGUAUCAUGAAGAUGGACAACAACAAGUCUUAUUAUAUCAGUGAAGCUCAUUGGGCCUCUGUAUUGAACGAUAUCUCCGAGGUGCGAAGUUUUUUCGCCACUCACAAGAAACAAGCCGAUGAGCAAUUUAAGAAAGUCAAAGCUGCCCGGCCAGCUAGUGAUACACCAGGCGCAACUUUGUUGUUUGGUAUCAAUAAGGCGAUGAGCCGUAGCGAGAUUAUGACGGGCUUACCUUCCAAGUACACAACUGACAUUCUUAUUGCUCGCUAUUUCAAUUGCUAUGACCCUGCAAUCCAUGUUCUUCAUGGGCCCACAUUUCAAGCACAGUAUAAUAAACAUUGGGAUGAUCCUGCCGCAACCGAACUCGUCUGGAUCGCUAUGCUCUUUGGAAUGAUGAGAUUAGCAAUGCUGUCUUACCACCGCGAAGGCGAUGAGCCACCUGAAUUUCGGGACAAGUCUUUGGACAUGGCUGGGGGAUUCCGAAAUUCUGUAGCACAGUGCUUAACAUUGGCUGACUACACGAAAUCUCACCCUUUCUUGAUCGAGGCGCUCGUGUUUCAUUUACAAGGUGAUUUCUCUCAAACUCGGGAGGCAGACAUUUCGAUUUGGGUUAUGACUGGUGUUGUUGUUCGCCUAGCAAUGCGAUCAGGAUAUCACCGCGACUCCAAAAUGUUCCCAAACAUCACACCUUUCCAAGGUGAGAUGCGACGACGAGUGUGGACCUUCGUGCGCCAAGCCGACCUUCUGUUCUCAUACCAGGUCGGGUUGCCAGGCAUGAUCCGGGGUACAGAUAGCGAUACUGAGCUACCACGGAAUUUGUACGAUGAUGAUUUCGAUGAAGACUGCAAGGAGCUCCCGCCCCCUCGUCAAUUGAACGAGCCAACACCAGUCUCGUAUUUGAUUGCGAAGGCGCGCCUGUCAUAUGCAUUCAGUCAUGUGGUUGAACAAAGCUCUGCUGUCUCAUCGGCACCCUACGAAAAGGUGAUGGAAAUCGACGCGGAGCUCCGACAGGCAAGGGAACUGAUCCCUGAUCACUUGUGUAUUCGGCCUAUGGAGGAGUGCCAGUUGGAUCCUGUUAAUCUUAUCAUGUCACGUUUUUCUGUAAUGGCCGUAUACAACAAAGCUCAGUGUGUGCUUCAUCGCCCUUAUGUGGUUCGUGCACGAGAAAAUCCUCGUUUUACCUACUCUCGAAGGACAUGUAUCGACUCGGCAAUGGAGUUAUUACAAGUUCAGGCGCUCUUACACGCGGAAACGCGUAACGGACGCCUACGCAGUCGCCAGAGCCGAGUUAACUCUCUCAGCUCAGCCGACUUUUUACUCGCAGCCACCAUUGUUGCUCUCGACCUGUAUCACGGCUUGUCAUUGCAGGUGAGUGGCCGACCAUCGGGAGACACGUACACCUGGGGCCGAGAGCGGCGCGAUGAAAUGACUGCCGCAAUUCAACUCUCGAAAGAUAUUUGGGACGAGUCGCGAGAUGAGAGCAUGGAAGCAUGGAAAGCAUCCAGCAUUCUAGGUGUGAUGCUCAGCAAGCUGCAGAUGUCGGUCCCAAGCCUCGAAAAUGCCGCCGGAGCUGCUUCAUUUGAACCACAAGACGAAAAGCAGAACGCGGCCAUGACCCUCGGCCUGCUGAGUAGCGGGAUGAGCCCGAUGAACCCUGGCCCGCCGCCAUUUGCUGAUCCCAUGUUCAGGAUGAGCGAUUCACCAAUGGGAAUAAGAGCAGCCGGGAUGGGCGCCUCGGCCGAAAUGCCAGGUGCGCUUUCGCCCUUCAGCAGCAUGUUCGGGCAGAUGCCGGACAUGCAGGUCAAUCUGGAUUGGGAUGCUUGGGACACAUACAUCCAGAAUCCAAUCCUCGACACAUCAAACCAAUUCUGGCCUAUGGUUGAUGCACAGCGCCAAACAGUUCCACAGUCUGGAAGCAUGUCACACUCUUCCGUGCCUAGCCCUCUGCCCUCAGGGCGGGUGUCAUCGGUUGUUGGUCUUCCGCGGCCACCGACAAUGUUCUCAGCAUCCUCCAACAGUCCCGAUAGUGGAGGUGUACCAGCAACGGGAUUUGGCAUGCCGCAAAUGCCCCAACAAAACAAUGGUCAGGGUCAAGGUUCCCAAUGA
This is a messenger RNA of Penicillium digitatum Pd1, 2313 nucleotides long. RefSeq lists its product as uncharacterized. Gene Ontology annotation, biological process: DNA-templated transcription; regulation of DNA-templated transcription. Gene Ontology annotation, molecular function: zinc ion binding; RNA binding; DNA-binding transcription factor activity, RNA polymerase II-specific. The record is from RefSeq and is a predicted model, not a curated record. NCBI's taxonomy places the organism in Eukaryota, Fungi, Ascomycota, Eurotiomycetes, Eurotiales, Aspergillaceae.